Vitis vinifera (wine grape) is the source of this 1585-nucleotide messenger RNA. RefSeq lists its product as uncharacterized. The transcript has 8 exons. Gene Ontology annotation, biological process: regulation of DNA-templated transcription. Gene Ontology annotation, cellular component: histone deacetylase complex. Gene Ontology annotation, molecular function: transcription coregulator activity; protein binding. The record is from RefSeq and is a predicted model, not a curated record. Lineage: Eukaryota; Viridiplantae; Streptophyta; Magnoliopsida; Vitales; Vitaceae. Bases 647 to 1375 code for a protein of 242 amino acids.
GGGGCUGUUUCCUGCUUUCCCCCUCCUCUGCUUCUCCUCACUCCCAUUUUCCUCUCUCACUUCCCCUCAUUCCUCCAUUUUUUCCUACCAGAUCCGCUGUUUUUCGCCCCGGAAUUCGAGUUUUCGACCCUGAAAACCCCUGGUUUAGUGCUCUUGACGGCCUAAACCCGUCACAUUUCCGGUGUUUGGGUUAAAGGUACACUAUGGUGUCACUAUAACUCCGAAAAGAGGUUUAAUGAUGGCCAUCGUUUUGGAAUGAACUCAUUUAUUGUCGUCGAUCCAAGUCCGUGAAUGUGAGAUUGAAGAUUCCACUUUCUUCAAGCUUCUUUGCAUUGGACAUAUUCGGAGAUAUUCCAGUUUUUUCUAUUUCAGGGAUUUCAGUUGGAGGGCGUUUCAGAAAACCUGGUUUGCCUUGCAACUCGAUAUGAAGAUAAGUUAAGAUUAAAGUAAUAUGAGAAAAAACCAUUCGAAAAGGAAGGUUCUGUUUACUGGGAUUAUGGGUUUUUGUUUAGCAGUUCAACUAAUUAUGGGGUUUUGCAACAUUUAGAGGUUCUGGGUAUUGGAUUUUGGAGGUCAAUUUUUUUGUGGAUUUGUUUAAUUACUGCUUCUUACUUUAAAUUGGGAGGGAUAAGUUUAGGGUUGCACAAUGCUGGAGCCAGAGCUUUGUUCUGCUCGCGUUCUAUCGCCUUUUCGCGAGGAAAGUGGUGAUGAAGAGCUCUCUGUUCUACCUAGGCACACCAAGGUCAUUGUUACUGGUAACAACAGAACAAAGUCUGUUUUGGUGGGCUUGCAAGGUGUUGUGAAGAAGGCUGUGGGCCUCGGUGGUUGGCAUUGGCUGGUUUUGAAGAAUGGGGUUGAAGUUAAGUUGCAAAGGAACGCUCUGAGCGUGCUGGAACCCCCGACCGGGAAUGAAGAAGAUGAUGAUCAUGACUUUGAUAACUCUAGCAGUAGUUCCGACAUUGGUGAGAAGGACAACGAUUUCUCCAGCAGCAUUGAGUUCCACAAAUUGAGCAAGCCAAGAGCCCGACAUACAAGGCCCUGGGCACCAUCUGCAUCAGUGAAAUUGACCAACCGCAAUAGCCACCGCGAAGUCCAAUCUGGCAUUGAUGCUCCUCAACCAAUUGUGAACUUGGCAAAACUAGGAACUGAUUCAUUGUGGAGAUAUUGCAAAAAAUUCAACAUUGGGAAUCUUAACUCUAAUUCAUCCAGGGAACAAAUGCUUAAGGCCGUGCAGCAGCACUUCACAGCACAGCAAGUGGAGGAGGUACCUGUGAUCAUGGGGUUCAUCCGCGCAGCCAAGAGACUGAAGACAAGUGGAGGAAGUAGCCGUGAUCAUGGAGUUCAUCCGCACAGCCAAGAGACUGAAGACAGCUAACUCAUAGAGGAAACAGAGUGAGAGAACUGAACCCUAGAAGUUGAAUGCUUGUAAAAUUAUAUGCAUAUGCAGUAGUUUAGCUUAGCUUAGCUAGUUUCCUAACCUUUAGAUGAGCUCUAAUCACAAAAACUUGUCCUAACCCUUUAACACAUACUAUAAAACCCCUUGCUUUGCUAAUUCAGUAGAAGGCAUUAGUCCUUUUGGGUUGAA